Olea europaea var. sylvestris is the source of this 576-nucleotide messenger RNA. RefSeq names its product basic salivary proline-rich protein 1-like. NCBI's taxonomy places the organism in Eukaryota, Viridiplantae, Streptophyta, Magnoliopsida, Lamiales, Oleaceae. The transcript is spliced from 2 exons. Bases 1 to 576 code for a protein of 191 amino acids. The record is from RefSeq and is a predicted model, not a curated record.
AUGAGCCAUGAUAACUUUCCACCUCCGUAUGAGCAAGACCCAAGACAGAGGAGAGCAGGAAGUGUUUUUGACAGAAUCAGCCCUGCCGAACCAAGGCCCAGUCAACAGCAGUCUCAGCAGCCUCGGGCGAGGCCACAGCCUCCACCUCCAAUGCCCCAACAGCCGGAGAGACGGCAUGAAAAUGCCCUCCGCGCUGUCCCGCCUAGAAGUAGGCCGCAAAGGAGGGAGGAGGAGGCUAGGAGCCGGCCAGGACCCUCUCACCAACAACCGAGGUACGAGGUCGAAGAUUACGAUUCUGAUGAGCGGCAGAGGUCCUGUCCUACGGGCACGACACCGCGGAUUGCAGAGAAUAUGCACACCGCUCCUGGCAGGAACCCGUCAGGGAAAGACAUAACUCGCCCCAGGCAAACAGGCCCCCGCCCAGGCAAGACAAUCGACAUGGGCGUGAGGCGGCCACUCCUCAUCAAAGGGAUGUCUCCCCAAGGCGACGAGAGCAAGACACAGAGGGGCCCAGGGAAGGACGUAGACACCGAAGAAAUAGGCAAACUCAGGAUGAGGCUCCUAUCCACGAGAUAG